This is a messenger RNA of Kluyveromyces marxianus DMKU3-1042, 2580 nucleotides long. RefSeq names its product telomerase reverse transcriptase (gene EST2). Gene Ontology annotation, biological process: telomere maintenance via telomerase. The transcript has a single exon. The record is from RefSeq and is a predicted model, not a curated record. Bases 1 to 2580 code for a protein of 859 amino acids. Gene Ontology annotation, molecular function: telomeric repeat DNA binding; telomerase RNA binding. NCBI's taxonomy places the organism in Eukaryota, Fungi, Ascomycota, Saccharomycetes, Saccharomycetales, Saccharomycetaceae. Gene Ontology annotation, cellular component: telomerase catalytic core complex.
AUGCAAAUUUUCGGGGAGUACAUUCAUUCGUUACCGUGUACUAAAGGUAUCAAACAGUCUAGCCUGUUUAUCAAUCAAGAACAGAACGGGCUGUCUGAUCUCUUCACAGAUUAUUUCAUUCAAUCAAAUAGCAAAAAAUGUGACAUACCGGAGUUUACAGUUUCUGCCAUCACCCAAUCGUUUCAUUGUGAUGUUAUUGAUACUUGCAUUUUGCAUUUGCUGCACAAAAGUUUCACUAAUAAUAUUCUAACUUAUGGCUAUCAGCUAGCAAAGAAUUCUGAUGUCGUCACUAAGCUUUUUUGUCACUCUUCAAAUACCAAUGUCACAUUACUUAAGAGCAACGUUUGGAAACUGUUACAUGAAUUGAUAGGCACCGAAAAUUUCAUGAACAUAUUAUUGAACCACUCUGUAUAUUUAAAUACAGGAUAUUAUUUUAGGCAGAUAAUAGGGAAUCCAAUCAAUGCACCCCAGGUUCCGCCAACAUGGAUGAACCGAAAAGAACAUGCUAAUGUCAAAGCGAGGCUUACGAUCGACUGGAACAAUGUCCUAUAUCGUAAUGUUAAACCUCAAGAUCACAAGAUCUUAAUUAGUCCUGAUGCCGUACUUUUGUUCAAGGAAAUAUUUCCCAAUCAAAUAGUAGGUGGUAAACUAAAAGGUUCGAAGAAGGUCAUUAUGAAUAAUCUGCGAAAAUGUCUGAAAGAGUUUAUAAAUAAUCACUACAAAGUUCCUUUCAAAUACAUUGGAAACAAAACAUGCCCGAAAUCAUCGAACGACUUCUACACUUCCCAAAAGAACGUCAUCCGCUUCUUGGUCAUUUCUAUUCGCAAGACCAUCCCCCUCAAUUUAUUAGGAUCCCCAAAUAAUUUCAGUGUUCUCUACAAGGCAGUUUCUGCUCUGGUAAGAAAAACAUUACACACUAGGCUAUCUAUGGAAGAACUUUCACGUGGUUUGCGUAUAAAUGACGUAAAUUGGUAUAAAAAAUCUGGUUCUGAGGACAAAACUGCCCCCAGAUUAGAGAUAUAUCAACAUCAGAUACAAUCAAAUCUUUUAAAUCAACUCUUUUUUUGGCUGCUAUCAGUUUAUGUUCCAAAACUUGUUUCGAUGUUCUUUUAUGUGACCGAAUUAUCAGGGACUAUCAAUGUUGUUUAUAUCAGGCAUGACGUAUGGAAAUCUAUGUCGCGACCAUUUUUAAAAUCAUACUUUAAGCAGUAUCUUUUGGAGAACAAAGAAUGCCAGGAACAUAGGUCUUUCUCCAAUUCCAAUUUUAAUCACAGAAACCUCAGAUUAAUACCGAAGAAAAGCGGAUCAGAUUUCAGAGUUAUUGCCGUACCAUGCAAAGGAAUUAAUUUACAGGAGGUAUCUGACUAUAAUGAUUAUUUCAAAAAUGCUGUGAAGCCUACGAAAAUUAUCUUGGAGCGAUUACGAAUAAGGAAAAGUACUAAAUUUGCCAAAGCAUUCUCACCUGUGGAAAUACCUAUGAUCAUAUCAGAGUAUAAACGCAAGUUAAUCAAUAAGUAUGGGUUCGUUCCGAACUUACAUCUACUGAAAUUUGAUAUUCAAUCUUGCUAUGAUUCGAUACCAGUUGAUAGGGUAAUGAAACUGAUCAAAAGGGAGAUUUCGAGCAGUAAAGAAUUCUUUUUAAGGUCCGAAGAUGUUUUAUCUUUAGAUUCAACACGUCUAAAAAAGCGUUUUUUUAUCAAUGGAGACAGUACAAAAAAUAAAAAUGACAUUGUUAUAGAUUCUGUUAAAUCUGUUGUUCUAUCUCAACUUGAUAUCUUAUCUGUUCUUGAAAUGGAGCUCUUUAAAACGAGCAUUGUUUAUAGAGGAAAGUGUUAUUUACGAAAGGAUGGACUUUUUCAGGGUACACCAUUGUCUUCAGUUCUUGUUGAUAUAUUAUAUGACAAUUUAUUAGAGUCUUACGAGGAGUUCAAACAUGCGGAUGAUAACAACGCUUUGAUUAUUAGAUUAGUUGAUGAUUUUCUCGUUAUAUCGCCUUCGAAACCUUAUAUCGAUAAAAUAAAUGCUAUUGCUCAACUGGGUUUCAAGUCUUUCAAUGCAAAGGUUAACCCGAAAAAGGUUUUGAUAACUUCGUCUGAGUUACCGGGUUCUGAGAGCGUACCUUUUUGUGCCUUACAAAUCAAUCUGAAAACUUUAGAGGUAUGGAAGGACCAUUCUUCUUACAACGUGAUAAGUGGUGACUUUGCUUCUACAAAACAGAUCUUUGAGAAACUGUUAUGGAUAUUUGAAAUGAGAUUAUCGUACAACAUGUUAGAUACAAAUCUCAACAGUUUGAAUAUUGCAUUGCUAUAUAUGAGGGAAGUGAGCUUAAAUCUCGUAGAAUCAUUCAUUUCACUAUUUGAUAAGAAGAAACCAACGAAAACUGCAUUUGUUCAGUUCAUGCUAAAUAUAUUUGAAAGAAUUGAUCUUCACCUUGCUAGCAACAAUAUUACCUCUGCUGAAAAAUCAUCUGGUCUUAAAAGGACCAUGAUGUCUGUGUUUAUACAACAGCUUGGGUUGAGAAGAGAUAAAUUCAAAGACAUUUUAGGAACUAUGGAUGAAUUAAAUGCAUCGAUUAUUUAA